Desarmillaria tabescens is the source of this 1620-nucleotide messenger RNA. RefSeq lists its product as uncharacterized. Bases 1 to 1620 code for a protein of 539 amino acids. The transcript is spliced from 11 exons. The record is from RefSeq and is a predicted model, not a curated record. NCBI's taxonomy places the organism in Eukaryota, Fungi, Basidiomycota, Agaricomycetes, Agaricales, Physalacriaceae.
AUGGAUGCUUUUUGGAUUUUAGGAUUAUCACUCGCUGUUUACGGCAUCGCUUUAUACCUCGGAAGCGCUGUCCGUCGAAGGCAACUCGUGCAGCAGACAUGUGUGCUGGACAUCGACACCCUGGGACUCAGGCUACCUCGCGAGAAAAUCAAGGGGACGGCUGUUAUCUGUGGCGGAAGCAUCGGGGGUCUUCUGGCAGCCCGAGUAUGUCAUGACCACUUUGACGACGUUGUCAUCGUCGAACCAGAGGUGUGGAUGAAUACGUCGGAUGCAACGCGGGUGGAUCCGUGGAAUCAACAAGGCAAGCGCUCGCGAGUUAUGCAGUACGACUCGUUGCAUGUCAUUCUACCUAUGGGAUACAAGAUCUUGUCUAAACUGUUCCCAAACAUCGAAGAACAAGGAAAAGCAUCUGGCAUCAAAGUAGGCCCUUGCUACGCGCGCAUUCAUUUUUGGGGAAAUGAUGCUCGGAUGCCAGACGCAGAAUAUGGAGGUUCCCUUCCCAAGACAGUAUAUGCUGGUCGCACCGGUAUCGAGACGUUUCUGCGCCGUUUAGUUCUGGGCGGGAAUUACAAGAAUAUUCGCCAAGUUAUCGGGACAGUCACUGGUGUUUCUCGAAACGCUCAUAGUCCCGAUUCCAUAGACCAAAUUACGGUCCGUACUGUUGAAGGUAUCAAAAAUAUUCCAGCUACUCUCGUUAUCGAUUGUACAGGUGCCACUGCUGCAGGCAUGAAAUGGCUCCGACGAGAGGGGUAUGGGUUCGCUGACAGAUACGGCCGGAACCAGCUACCUCUCGACGAACUAAAGAUUGCCUAUGACCAAAAGCUUCAUUAUACUACACUCCAAUUUCGCAUCACGCCUGAGCUUGGAAAGAAGUUACCUGGCCUCCCGGUUCCGUACGACGAAUGCUGGGGAAUUUAUAACAAUUCGACGGAUCCCAGUAAGGAGAACCGCUGUGUAUAUUCUCAACGUGUGGAUGGAAACAUCAUACAAAUUUGUUUCAGCGCCAUGGGUGAAUGCGAACUUCCGAAGACCCUUGAGGAAGCGAAGGCAUGCGCUCGAUCUCUGGUCACCGAGAAGCCUAUCCCUGAGACGUUCUUCCAAAUGCUCGACAUGCUUGACGAAGUGAAGGAUACCAUGACUUGCAGCAAAGUUCGUUAUCCCGGUUCCAGUUAUAUUAGAUAUGAAAGUGCCGUCAACUUGCCGACGAAUUGGAUUGCUAUGGGCGACAGCGUCAUGAGGGUCAACCCGGUCUAUGGGCAAGGGUGCUCAAAGGCUUUUUUCGGUGCUAUUUGUCUGCACAAGUUGCUCAUGAACUCAACGACGAUACCAAGAGAUUUCUCAAAGAAAUACUUCAGUAUCCACGCAGAUAAGAUUAAACCACUUUGGGAGUCACUCAAGGCCGGAGAUUAUUCUUUCCCGACGACAGUUCCACUUCCUGGAGAGACAUUAUCUGAGGGCUCAUGGCUUCGAUGGUACCUAAAGAAGUUGACCGUUCUCUCUUUCACUGAUGACCAAGCGGGUUCAGCAUUAUGGCAUAUCAGAUCGCUCCUCGCUCCGCCUAUUGAUGCGUUGCAGCCAGGGCUGAUACUUAAAGUGUGCUUGAGUCUUAUCAGAGGGUAA